AUGAGCGACUUGCCACAGCAGAGAACCACCCCGUCCCGACCGUUUACGCAUACCGGAGUAGACUUCACUGGGCAUGUGGAGAUCAAACUUAACAAAGGGAGAGGAGGGGUCAAAACUUCGAAGGGCUAUAUAGCCAUCUUCGUAUGUAUGGCAACAAAGGCCGUACAUAUCGAAAUUGUAUCGGACCUAAGCACCGAAACCUUUAUAGCAGCAUUUCAACGUAUGUGCGCACGCCGCGGCACCCCCAAACAUGUAUACUCCGACUGCGGCACUAACUUCAUUGGGACCGCGAAAGUGUUGCGCAGGGAGUUUGAAGAAUUUAAGCAACUUCUAUCACCAGAGUUCUUUAACGAGAUCAGCAAACUAGAAGUGGAUGGCACUUCAACGCCCCCGCGUGGCCAACUGCAAGUGGCCUCUGGGAGGCGGCUGUAA
Molecule: messenger RNA, 432 nt
Organism: Parnassius mnemosyne (clouded apollo)
Lineage: Eukaryota; Metazoa; Arthropoda; Insecta; Lepidoptera; Papilionidae
Source: the annotation of a GenBank genome assembly